GAGCUACCUCCUCCAAGUGGGCUCCAAAAAUCACCUUUCAGAACCGUGCUAUCACGGAUUCGGACUCAGUGGUCUCAGAAAAAGACCACCUGAUGGCCUUCAACUUGGCUAAAGGUGUUUGUCUUCCAGCCGACAUGAGGCACCACGACCACCUGACCGAGCUGAAGGCCCUUCGCUCGUCCACAAAAUCCAUGGUGCUGGCCAUACAGAAAAACCACAUCGCUCACAAGCGAGUGUUGGAACUAAGGAAAGCAACAAGGCAGGCCAUGGCAGAAGCUGAAGCCAAAACGGCCAAGCUAGAAGCAUCUCAACAGAAGACCGCCGAGCUAGAGGCCAAGGUCACCCGUCUGACCGGACUAGUUACCUCGGCUAACGCUGAUAAACAAAGGUCCCUGACUGUGAUGAAAGAUAAAUACCUGCGUGAGCUGACCAAGCUUGAAGGCAAGAAGAACGCUGAGAUCGCCGAGCUGCAAAAGAAGGCAGAUGAUGCGGAUGCUCAAGGUUUCAAGGAGGGAGAGGCUCUUUACAUUAAGCAAUAUGAGGCAGCCAAAGACUUGUUCUUUAAAUGCAGAUGGAGGGCAGCCGUGCCCAGCUCGGUCAUGGACCAGAGACCGAGGUUUUCAACCCUCCUCCGUAUUUUAUCCCGGAUUUGAUGACGGAGUACGCUGCGUCCGUUCAGCAACAGUUUCUUCAGUCUGAGGAUGAUGAAGAAGAAA
This is a messenger RNA of Camellia sinensis, 716 nucleotides long. The record is from RefSeq and is a predicted model, not a curated record. NCBI's taxonomy places the organism in Eukaryota, Viridiplantae, Streptophyta, Magnoliopsida, Ericales, Theaceae.